Hibiscus syriacus is the source of this 892-nucleotide messenger RNA. RefSeq lists its product as uncharacterized. NCBI's taxonomy places the organism in Eukaryota, Viridiplantae, Streptophyta, Magnoliopsida, Malvales, Malvaceae. The record is from RefSeq and is a predicted model, not a curated record. The transcript has a single exon. The coding region runs from base 157 to 846 and encodes 229 amino acids.
GCUUUUCUACUUCCGCAUCCCCUAUACAUUUUCCAAGAAAAAACCUCGUCAUUUUCUCAUCCAUAAAACCACAAAAAAAGCCCAUCUUUUCUCCUUCCCCCACAAUUCCUCGGUUGACUCCUUGUUAUGUAACAUCAGCUGAAACAGUAAAUCGCCAUGAAUGCUCCAACUAAGCUUGCAAUAGCCCUCAUCGUCAUCUUCGCAACGAUUCUUUUAGCACUUUUCAUAGAGCUAGUUUACGUUCUUUGGCGUAAACGAAGCUUCAGUCAGCGCAGCGUCAUCAGCGGCGGCGCACGUUCCAUUGAAUCUGAUUUUUCGGGUUCAACUUUCUACGCUGCUCCCUCUAAGGAACUUCUCUACUUCUUCUGCUGGAAAAACCAUCCGGCUCGUGUGGAGCCCUCCUCUGGGGUGGUGUCCCCGACUCCAACGGAGGCUGCUACGGCGCCGGAAUCGGAGGUAACCGCGACAGAGGACGAAGACAACGAACUGGCGGCGUGGCAGGCGUUGUACGGGCAGUCGAGGAUCUUGUAUACUAUAAAAGAAGAGGAACGAGAAGGGAACGAGAGCGUCGAGAAUUCCGCUGAUCAGAGUGAAGCGAGAAACGAGAAGCGGGCUUGUCCGAGGGACUGUUUGUCGGGUGACGUGGUGGUUGCAGUUGACUCGGAGACUCCGCUUUCGACGCCAUGCGCAUCGCCUCCUUACUUCACACCGUCCCCGUCUCCAGAUCGUGAUCUUGAUUCAGGGCUUUUGAUAUUUUCACCGGAAAUGGAUGAAGUAAUCUCGCCAGAAAAUGACGUAUUGUCAGAUAGAGAAGUGGGGUUCGUGAGUUUAAGAAUUGAAGGGUAAACAAUUAGUCAUAUUUAGCAUGUAAUCAAAUAUAUUUCAAUCCACU